GAUCAGUAACACUCUGAUCAAUAUCAAACUCCAAGAUGAAGUCAUUAUCUGCUUUGGUUCUCUUGAUGACCGUCGGUCCCCUGUUCUCUUUUGUAAUCAACCCCGUAAGAAAUGAUUGCGCAAAAAGGGGCGGAAUUACCCCAUAUUAUUUCAAAAAUUACCCUACUAGUACUAGGGUCAAGUGCUUUUAUGCCUGUGAACUGGAGAGGCUCGAAGUAAUCGUCAAUGGAGUUGUUGGAGAUUAUAAUUUGGCCGUCCUAAACAUUACGGAGAAAUCCUAUGAAGCUAUAAGAGGAAAGGUUAAGCCUUGCCUGAAAAUCAGGCAUUCCAACAAAUGUGAGCUCGGCUAUAGGGUAUUCCAGUGCUUACAUAAGAAUUUCCCAUAACCGUGAAUUCAAUAAAUUGAGUAUGCUUUAGGGAAUCUAAUAUAGCCAUUUGCAUAAUAAGUAACGAUGUAUAAUUAUUUCCAGUACUGUAUUGGUUCUAUAAUACUAUAAUCAGAAAAUUA
Molecule: messenger RNA, 508 nt
Organism: Drosophila elegans
Lineage: Eukaryota; Metazoa; Arthropoda; Insecta; Diptera; Drosophilidae
Exons: 2
Coding region: 36-386 (116 amino acids)
Molecular function (GO): odorant binding
Source: RefSeq, a predicted model, not a curated record